AUGACAUACGAGUUUCCACAACGCAUACUUGAAGAAGGAUUUGAGACGCAAAUUGAUAAGAUUAACAACACGUGUAGACGUACAAUUCUGGAGGAAGUGAAGGGUGUUCUCAACAUUGAGUAUGAGGAAGUUUUGAAAGAUCCUGUCUUCGGUCCGCUUUUGGCAAUCAUAGAGAACAAGCUCAUCUACUCAAGGAAGAUCAUUCACAGCUUCAUAUGCAAGCAGCUCAAGGUUUCGAAGCUUCACGAGCUGUGGUUUCUAUUUGCAAAGAGGCUUCUUAGGUUUUCUGCGCAAGAAUUUCAUGCUGAUGAUAAGAGGUUCUGGAGCAAUGUGCUGAGGAAAAAUAGAAAGGUCAACUUAUUCAUGAUAAGGACGAAGCUUCUUCACGAAUGCAACAAGUGGACGUAUGUGGACAGGGUUAGGUUAGUGUAUUUGUGUGUCAUACAUGGAUUCCUCAUAGCUAAGGAUUCAAGAGUGUUCAUCCCUCAUGAAUACAUCCGUUUGGUGAUGGAUUUUGAGAAGAUGAGGAUGUAUCUGUGGGGUCUUCACGCGUAUGACGAGCUGCUUGCAUCAAUACCCAAAGCAAGGAGAGAUGUGCAUCUGAAGAACAGUUACGUGUUGGAUGGAUUCUCCUAUGCGUUUCAUAUAUGGGUUAUGGAGGCAAUCCCAGACAUUGGUAGUAUGGUGGGUAAAAAGAUCAAAAAGUACAUGACUAAAGGAGAGUUGUUCCCAUUUAUAUCUGCUACUAGGAACAAUGAUGUGGUUGAUAGCACUGAGUUCUAUAGGGAAGAUGAGAAGAAAGAUGAACGAGUUGGUCGUAUUGUUACUCUUCUCAAUGCCAAACAGGAUUGGACGGAAUUCGUAUGGGAAGUCGAGGCUUUGCCUCCAACUUUGGAGCUUUCUGAUUCAGAAAAGGAUGGAGAGAAUGUUGAAGUCGAAGAUGUCACAGAUACACAUGUAGAGGAACCGGCUAUUGUUGCGAGAAGGGGCAAACGUAAGCUAAAUGAUCCUAGUGCGGAGGCUCGAAAGAAAGAACUGCUUUGUCAACGGACGGCUGAACAUAACAGUGGUAUCUCCAGUGGAAUGAAGACUUUCAUUGAAGGUUUGUUCACCUCUGCUUUCAACUCUUUCAAGGAGGUGGUGCAGAAUGACAUCCAAGAGCGUUUUGAGAAGGUCCAGAAAGAGAUGGCUGAGCUCAAGCAAGCGGUGUCACAGAUUCCGGGUCCUUCUGAUACAGUGGGAAAAGACAGCGCUUCUGAGAUUCCUUGUCCUUCAGCAACAAUGGGGAAAUCAUCACAGAGUCUGUGUCCUGCAGCAACAAAGGAAAAAGGCAAAGGCAACGUUGAGGAGAGUGUGGUUCCUCCUACGGAGAUUGAAACCGAAACUGAUGAUAUGAUGGAUUUUUUGAAGAAUUUGUCACAAUCAUCUACCCAUGGGGAACCUUCAUCGAAAAAAAAAGAAAUGAGCACACAAGAGUAUUUACAAGACGCCAUGGGGAACCUUUCUCAAGUAUCACAUGUUAAAGGUUUCGAUCCCUCACAAAAAACGAGUGAUGAAGAAUCACCUAAAUGGGUUACUACAUUAUCAUCCUUGAAGCCUGAAGAUUAG
Molecule: messenger RNA, 1608 nt
Organism: Brassica napus (rape)
Lineage: Eukaryota; Viridiplantae; Streptophyta; Magnoliopsida; Brassicales; Brassicaceae
Exons: 4
Coding region: 1-1608 (535 amino acids)
Source: RefSeq, a predicted model, not a curated record